GAUCCUAAAUAUAAAUGAAAAUUCUGAGGCUUACAUGUGCUAAUCCUUAACUGAGAACUUCAGUGCUGUCCUAAAGGAUAUAACAAAAGGUAAAAAGUCUUCGUAAUCCUGUCCGUGUUUCACAUGGAUAAUUACACCAGUGAUGAAGACAUAGAUGAUGACUUUGACACCCAGCUCAUCAUUCAACAGAGUUUACAGGAUAUCUACAAGCCGGGAAUAACACAACAUACCCCUGAGGAUGAGAGCUUCCAUUCCUUUUUGAGUGCUGACUGUAAGAAGAUAAUUGAAACAAUAGAGACAGGUGAGGAAGAUGCACUGUUACACUUAACCAUGUGUCAUUCUGCUUUUGAUGAAGCAGAUGGGAUAGGCUGGAUUCCUCUGCAUAAAGCUGCAGUGCAAUUAAAUAAGAAUAUUUUGGAAAUAACCCUGAGAGCUUCAAAACCUAGUAUGUGGGAACAAACCACUCACAAUGGUGAAACACCACUUUUUUUGGCUGUCAGCAAUUGCCUCUUAGAAAAUGCCAGUUUUCUUCUUGUCAAUGGCUGCAAUCCGAAUGCUAAGAAUUUUGAAGGCAAUUCUCCUCUCCUUACAGCUGUUCUGUGUGACUCGUACGACAUGGCAGCCUUGCUGAUCAGCCAUGGAGCGAAUGUCAAUCUGCAGUGUGUCAACAAGAGGACAGCUCUCCAUGAAGCAGCCAAACUGGGCAGAAAGGACAUGGUGAAGCUUAUGCUGGUUUCUGGAGCACACCCUGACCCACAGAGUUCCUAUGGAUUCACUCCUCUUGCUCUUGCUGCCCAAAGUGGACACACUGAAAUCAUGGAAAUGUUACUGGAGAAAGGAGCUAAUGCUCACAGUCAGGCUUCUGAUUCUUCUUCCAUCUUACUUGAAGCUGCUCGUGGAGGAAACCCAGACUCUGUGACUCUCUUGCUAGAGCAUGGAGCCGAUGCCAACAUCCCUAAGAAUUCUGGCCACCUGCCCAUUCAUGUGGCAGCUGACAGAGGCCAUUUAUUAGCUCUAAAGAUGUUGGUUCCAGUUACGGAUCUUGCUGCCAUUAAAAGGAGUGGGAUCAGUCCAAUUCACUGUGCGGCAGCAGGAGCACAUCCUCAGUGCCUGGAACUUCUCAUCCAGGCUGGAUUUGAUGUGAAUUUCAUGCUAGAUCAGAGAAUUCGCAAACAUUAUGAUGACCAAAGGAAGUCAGCCUUGUAUUUUGCUGUAUCAAAUGGUGACCUUUCUUCAGUUAAGCUGCUUCUGAGUGCUGGAGCUCUGCCUAAUCAAGACCCGGUUAACUGCCUCCAGAUAGCCCUCAGAAUGGGCAACUAUGAGCUGAUUAGUCUGCUGCUAAGGCAUGGGGCCAACGUCAAUUAUUUCUGCAGAGUUAACCCUUUACAUUUCCCAUCAGCACUGCAAUACACACUGAAAGAUGAAGUCAUGCUCAGAAUGCUGUUGAAUUAUGGGUAUGACACACAGCGAUGUUUUGAUUGUCCUCACGGGGACAAAGUUCAUCCUUUUUAUACUUUUGAAGGCUGGACAUCUACAGUUAUCAGAGAUACUAAGUUCUGUGAAGUCAUAACUCUGUCGUGGCUGCAGCACCUCUCUGGAAAGGUCGUCCGAGUGAUGCUUGACUAUGUUGAUCAAGUUCGGAUCUGUUCAAAGUUGAAAGCUGUGCUCCAAAAACAGGGGCUCUGGUCAGAAAUACAUUUCAUCUUGACAAACCCUCGCUCCCUAAAACAUCUGUGUCGCCUAAAGAUCCGCAAGUGUAUGGGCCGUUUACAUUUGCGCUGCCCUGUCUUCAUGUCAUUUCUUCCAUUACCCAAUCGUCUAAAAGCGUACGUCCUUUACAAAGAAUACGACCUUUAUGGACAAGGAAUUUUUACAGGACCCUGGUAAUCAAACUAUUCUAGAGGAAAAGUUAUAAUUCUACAGCUGUAUUUCUUAAAAUUUGACUUUUGUAUGAUUCAUAUUUUUUGCUUUACCCAGCAACUAAAAUCUCAAUGCAGUCUACAUUCUUGUUCUGAACAUAACCUCUCAACUUAUAAAUGGCUAGCAUCCUAAAAAGUAGUUUUUAAAAAAUAAAACCCAAAUAAUAAAAUUUCAGUGAACUAAAAUACAUGUUCUAAUUCUGUACUGAUCUUAUUAAGUGUACAAACACAAUUUCUUUGUUUAAAAUAAUAGAUGCCACUUCUGACAAUUCAAGAUAAUUCUUAACAGUAAUCUUUUUUUAUAGAGAAGUACACAUAUAUAUUACUGGUUGGACUGAAUAUAUACUGACUCCAGUACAUGAUCUAGAAGUUAGUUGUUCUUGUGCAAAAGCCCUAGCAUCAACUUAGUGUCUGAUACCAUUUCCUUGUAGAGUCCAGGACAGAGGUGGGGUAAUUCACAGUUAAUUGAAAUAAAACCUUCAAUUUAAAUUUCAUCAUUACUAGGAAAUAUGUGUCCCUUCUUCCACAAAACCCUGGCUAUGACUCAACCAUUUAUCGGUUAAUAUGAUCACUGGAAUGGGAACUAAAAGUUUUCGA
Molecule: messenger RNA, 2516 nt
Organism: Cynocephalus volans (Philippine flying lemur)
Lineage: Eukaryota; Metazoa; Chordata; Mammalia; Dermoptera; Cynocephalidae
Gene: ASB14
Product: ankyrin repeat and SOCS box containing 14
Exons: 10
Coding region: 124-1887 (587 amino acids)
Biological process (GO): protein localization to ciliary inversin compartment; intracellular signal transduction
Cellular component (GO): ciliary inversin compartment
Molecular function (GO): protein binding
Source: RefSeq, a predicted model, not a curated record